This is a messenger RNA of Naumovozyma castellii, 522 nucleotides long. RefSeq names its product signal peptidase complex subunit SPC2 (gene SPC2). NCBI's taxonomy places the organism in Eukaryota, Fungi, Ascomycota, Saccharomycetes, Saccharomycetales, Saccharomycetaceae. The record is from RefSeq and is a predicted model, not a curated record. The transcript has a single exon. The coding region runs from base 1 to 522 and encodes 173 amino acids.
AUGAGCAAACCAGUAAAUGUAUAUUCUGCCUCUGAAGUGAGCAAGACUCUAGAUGAGGCCCUACCUUCCAUUUUUGAGAGACUAAACUAUACUGAAUCAUUUAAACUGACAGACACUAAAUUAUAUAUUGGUUAUUCCAUCGUCGUCGUUUCUGCUGUCAGUUUCUUAUUGGAUAAGCAAUUGGGUCAUAGAAAUGUUAUUCCUUAUCAGCAAGGGUUAGUCGCUGCAUAUAUUAUAUUAUCUUCCCUGUUCUGGUAUUUCAAGAAGUAUGUGGAAAAAUCAAUCACAUACGUGGGUAAUGAAAAGAAAACAGAUGAUAAGAUAAGCAUAUGUACCAGAUACGAGGAAUGUGAACCUAAGUAUUUUGUUACUUUUGUCAAGAAUGAUGAAGAAAGUAGCAAGCUAGAAGUAGUUCUGGAGACUACGAAAGUUUUCAACGAAGCUGGAUAUUUGCAAACUGAUUUGCUUUAUAACUGGUUUAGUGAACAGUUGAAAAUCAUUUCACUUAAAAAGAAAGAAUAG